Haliotis rubra (blacklip abalone) is the source of this 1290-nucleotide messenger RNA. RefSeq lists its product as uncharacterized. Lineage: Eukaryota; Metazoa; Mollusca; Gastropoda; Lepetellida; Haliotidae. The transcript has 2 exons. The coding region runs from base 1 to 1290 and encodes 429 amino acids. The record is from RefSeq and is a predicted model, not a curated record.
AUGUCUUCACUGUACGAUCCUCUUGGACUAGUAUCACCUGUGCUCCUGCCAGCCAAGAAGAUAUUACAGGACUUGUGUAAAGACAAAUCACUUGACUGGGACGACAUUGUCAGUGAAGAGAAUCAGCAACUCUGGAAACAGUGGCUUGCAAACCUUCAAUCUCUCAGGUCGUUGAAAAUUGAUCGUUGCAUGAAGCCUGAUUAUUUCGGCAACAUUGUCUCAAAGCAGCUCUGUGUAUUUUCCGAUGCCAGCACAAACGGAUAUGGAUGUUCAGCCUACAUUAGGCUUUCUGACAACUGCAACAACAUCCAUACAGUACUUCUCAUGGGCAAGUCACGUUUAGCACCUAUGAAAACCCAGAGUAUUCCCCGACUCGAAUUGACGGCGGCUACAGUGGCGGUUAAGAUCGGACGACAACUGCUAUGUGAACUGGACAUUGACGAUGAGAAUAUCACCUACUUCACAGACUCAACCACAGUCCUUCACUACAUCAAGAGUGAGCACAGAAGAUUUCCUGUCUUCGUAGCAAACAGGGUUAGACUGAUACGAGACUUUUCUACUCCUCAGCAAUGGUUCUACGUGGAUUCAAACAGCAAUCCAGCAGAUAUCGCUUCAAGAGGAAGCAGUUGUGAAGGCCUAGUGAAGUCAGCAACAUGGUUUGAAGGUCCACGAUUCAUGAGACUACCUUAUUCAGAAUGGCCAUCCCAGCCUGCUGACACUUUGUAUGACAAAGACCACACUGAGGCCGAGGAGUGUGUCGCUAUUGUGAGUGUAAAACAGUCUCAAAGUUCAAGUUGUGGUGGUUUGAUGAAGCUGAUAAACUACUACUCCUCUUGGUAUCGCCUGAAACGAGCUGUUGCAGUCUACCAACGAUUAGCCAAAAUCUUGUAUCAGAGAAAUAUGAAACGUGAUAUCAAAUCCCUACUAACUGAUCAGAAGUUCACUGUUACAGAACUGGAAGAUACUGAAACAUCUAUUGUGAGAUUCAUACAAUCAGAACAUUACAGGUCAGAGAUAAACGACUCCAGGAAAUCUGGGUGGAAAAAUGAGUAUCUCCUUACCUUACAAAAACGUCAAAAGUGGAAUGCUCCGAAACGUAACUUUGAAGUAGGAGACAUUGUACUGCUGAAAGAUGAGUCUUUACCCCGAACCUACUGGUCUAUGGGACGCAUCGUAGAAACGGAGCCUGAUCAGCAAGGUUAUGUCCGAACUGUAACUGUGAAGACGCAGGGGUCUACGUUACGCAGGCCUAUCCACAAGCUUGUGUUGUUGCUUGCAGGCAACCAGUGA